CACAACAUUAGAAUAAAAUUCCAGAAACUUUUGGUUUGUUGAAAUAAAGCAAAAUCCCACUUAAAAAGCUGGUGAAAACUGAAGCUUUCCACUUUGAGAUAUUUGCAAAAACCAGUCCACAAAGAAACGAAGCUUCAAUGGCACCCGAAACUUCACAGUUCGAGUCCAGUGAAAUGCUGGCGACGUUUCUGGCCUCGACGCCGCUGCUGGAGGAUUCAUGGCGGCUGUGCAGCCAUGCAAACGCCGUAGCCCCGCGCAGCUUCGCCGUGAGUGUGGUGGGCCAGGUGGCGUACGUGGCGUUUUCCGCCGUGCAGGUGGUGGAGAGCGGCAGGAACCUGGUGGAGCUGCAGAGAUGUGGGAGGGAAAUUUGGGGUUCAUUUCCUUGUCAUGUGGAAGGGGAGAAUGCAGUGAUGGUGGAUGGUGGGCUCCUGCAACUCUUCCUCUCUAUUUAUAGGAGCCAAGAUUUUCAACAGAAGAUAUUUGAAAUCUUGAAUACAAGCAAAUCAGUUGUUCUUGCUGGUCACUCCCUAGGAGGAGGAGUUGCUUCCCUUUCAGCCCUAUGGCUACUUUCUCACAUCCAGACGACGUCGCCUUCCACGUCGGUCUUCUGCAUCACCUACGGGUCACCUAUGCUCGGAAACGAGCCCUUUUCCCAAGCCAUCCUCCAAGAAAGAUGGGGUGGGAAUUUCUGCCACAUUGUUGCCCAACACGACAUAGUCCCACGACUGCCCUUUGCCCCAUCGUUCCCCUCGGACGUUGAACGUCUCCGUGCCCUCUUCAUGCAACUUGCACUCCAGUUGUCUGAUGAGAACAAAGCUGAGCUGUUCGACAAAGUAUUGGCCUGCAUUGAAGCACGGUUUGGACCUGCAGCCGGCGAUGAUCAUCAAGAAAGACGCCGGUAUUGGCCGUUUGGGAGCUACAUGAUUUGCACAGACAAGGGAGCAGUUUGCUUGGAUAACGGAACGGCUAUCAUCAAGCUCCUUUACCUGAUGCUGGCGGAGGGAUCGGCUAAUUCCUGUACAGAUGAUCAUCUCAAGUACGAGGAUUAUGUUACCAAAGUUUGCUUGCACUACUUAGUGAAGAGAAGGCUGUUGGAGGUGAGCUUCUCUGAGUCCAGCAGUGAAUCAGGGAUUGCAUUGGCUUUGCAAUCAUCAAACAUAUCUUCUCACCAGGAAUCGGUCUAUGGGACUGCAGUGAACUGCCUGGCAACGGCAAGACAAUUGGGAUGGAGGCGGAACCUCAACACGGCCAAGAUGGCUGUUUCGUUGUCUAAGAUCAAUCCAUUCAGGGCCGAGUUAGAAUGGUACAAAACGUAUUGCGAUCGUUCGGAGGAUCUGUUGGGAUACUACGACUCAUUCAAGCGGAGAGGUGCUUCAAAGAGAGAUUUCAAAGUGAACAUGAACCGGCUCAGGCUCGGAUGCUUUUGGGACGACCUGAUCGAUAAGCUGGAAAAGAAUCAGCUGGCGCAUGAUUUCCACAAGUUGUCAAAGUACGUGAACGCAUCUCAAUUCUACAAACUCCUCGUUGAGCCUCUUGAAAUCGCUGAAUACUAUAGGACGGGCAUGCAUAGGGAGAAAGGCCAUUACGUUGAGCACGGGAGGGAAAAACGGUUCAAGAUCUUUGAUAGGUGGUGGGGAAACAGAAAAGUUGGAGAUGAAGAGAGUAAGCCGAGAAGCAUGUAUGCAAGUUUGACGCAAGAUUCGUGCUUCUGGGCUAAGGUGGAGGAAGCCAGAGACCUUAUAUUCAACGUCACACGUGAACCGGAUCCGAGGAGGCAUUUGCUGCCGCUGGACAAGAUUCAGAAGUUUGAACAACACGCAAAUGGAAUGAUCGAAAGGAAGGAGGUGGCUGUGGAUGUUCUGGCGAAAAAUUCGAGCUACAACUUGUUUCGAGAGGAAUGGAGCUGCCUUAAGUCUCAGCUGCAGCUGCUGCCAUCUCAGUUUCCAGGUUUUCAAGAUGGAAUGGUUCAGUGAGUUGGUUUAGGGACUCUUAGAUGAUGUUUAAGUGAUUUCUCUUCAACUUCUUGUGAAUGGGAAAUCUGAAAGUUCUCCUAACAUGUAUAAUUAUAUUAAGAGUUGUAUAUUUUAUGCAUAGUUUGAAUAGCUAUUCA
Messenger RNA from Sesamum indicum (sesame), 2110 nucleotides. RefSeq names its product lipase-like PAD4. NCBI's taxonomy places the organism in Eukaryota, Viridiplantae, Streptophyta, Magnoliopsida, Lamiales, Pedaliaceae. The record is from RefSeq and is a predicted model, not a curated record. Gene Ontology annotation, biological process: lipid metabolic process.